ACCCGGCCGCUGCCGGUCGGUCCGCUGGUUGGUCGGUUAGUUGGUCGGUGGGUCGGUGGCCUAGAGCUCGGUUCUCGGCUCUCAUGUUCGGAGGUGGGAGGGACACGGGAAACGCCCGCACACCUGAGCUGCCCGGAGAGGAUCCCCGUACCCAGUGAGAAGGAGGAGACUAAGCAGGGAAAAGGACUCAUGGCUUCUGAUGCGAGUCACGUGCUGGAAGCUGCCCUGGAGCAGAUGGACGGGAUCAUUGCAGGCACUAACACGGGGGGAGAUAUUAGCGAUGGUGCCUGUGAGCCUGGACUGGCCUCCGCGGCUUCCUACAUGAACCCCUUCCCGUUGCUCCGUCUCGUCGAGGACUUGAGGCUGGCCCUGGAGACGCUGGAGCAUUCUCAGGAGAGAGCAGCCCUCCUGAGCCAGAUCCCCGGCCCCACAGCUGCCUACCUAAAGGAGUGGUUCGAGGAGAGCUUGUCCCAGGUAAAUCACCACAGUGCUGCUAGUAAUGAAACGUACCAGGAACGCUUAGCACGUCUAGAAGGAGAUAAGGAGUCCCUCAUAUUACAGGUGAGCGUCCUCACAGACCAAGUGGAAGCCCAAGGAGAGAAGAUUCGGGACCUGGAAGUGUGUCUGGAAGGACACCAGGUGAAACUCAAUGCUGCUGAAGAGAUGCUUCAACAGGAGCUGCUAAGUCGUACAUCUCUUGAGACUCAGAAGCUCGAUCUGAUGACUGAAGUGUCUGAGCUGAAGCUCAAGCUGGUGGGCAUGGAGAAGGAGCAGAGAGAGCAGGAAGAGAAGCAGAAAAAAGCAGAGUCGGUUCUGAAUGUGAUCGGUGAGCUGCAGCAGCAGAUGUGUAGGCUGCAGCUGGACAUCCACAGGCAGAUUCAAGAGCGCCUCUCACUCAGUAGGGACCACCCUGAGGAGGUGGCAGCCGACGACGGUGCGGCCCGGCCCCAGCCCUGCGGCCAGGAGUGUGCCCGUUGGGAGGGGUCACCUGAGUUACUGCAGGAGCUCCGGCACCUCAAAAUCAAGGUGGAAGAGCUGGAAAAUGAACGGAACCAGUAUGAAUGGAAACUGAAGGCCACCAAGGCUGAGGUAGCCCAGCUGCAAGAGCAGGUAGCCCUGAAGGAUGCAGAAAUUGAGCGUCUGCACAGUCAGCUCUCCCGGACUGCAGUUCUGCACAACGACCAUGCAGAGAAAGACCAAGAAAUCCAACGUCUGAAAAUGGGGAUGGAAACUUUGCUUGUUGCCAAUGAAGAUAAGGACCGUCGGAUAGAGGAGCUUACUGGGCUGUUAAACCAGUACCGAAGGGUGAAGGAGAUCGUGAUGGCGACUCAAGGGCCUUCAGAAAGAACUCUCUCAAUCAAUGAGGAAGAACUGGAGGGAGGUUUCAGAAACUGGAACACUGCAAAUAAAGGCCCUGAAGAACUUUUUAAACCAGAGGUAUCUCCAAGAGGUAGCUCUCCCACGGCGGGACCACCCCCGCUACCGCAGAAAUCACUGGAAACCAGGGCUCAGAAAAAACUCUCCUGUAGUCUCGAAGACCUGAGAAGUGAAUCCGUGGAUAAGUGCGUCGGUGGGAACCAGCUGUCCCCAGUGGUAGAACCCAAGGACGGCCCUUUCCUGGUGGAGCACAAGUACCCCACGUUACCUGGGAAGCUUUCAGGAGCCACGCCCAACGGAGAGGCUGCCGGAUCUUCUCCCACUGCCUCCCCACAUGACCCUGCAGGGAGCGGCCUGCUGAGGCUGAAUCGUGGCCGGAGUGUCAGUGCCCCCGUGCUAGGAGACACGGAAAGUGGUUGGGAUGACACUGCUGUGGUCAAUGACCUCUCACCCACGUCCUCGGGCACCGAGUCCAGCCCCCAGUCUCCCCUGACACCAGAUGGUAAACGGAGCCCCAAAGGCAUCAAGAAAUUCUGGGGAAAAAUCCGAAGAACUCAGUCAGGAAAUUUCAACACCGAUGCCCCAGGGGUGGCCGAGUUUCGACGAGGUGGAUUCCGGGCAACUGCAGGGCCAAGACUCUCUAGGACCAGAGACCCCAAGGGUCAGAAAAGUGAUGCCAACGGCCCCUUCGCCCAGUGGAGCACAGAGCGUGUGUGUGCAUGGCUGGAGGACUUUGGCCUGGCUCAGUACGUGAUCUUUGCCAGGCAGUGGGUGACUUCUGGCCACACGUUACUGACAGCUACCCCUCAGGACAUGGAAAAGGAGCUGGGAAUUAAGCACCCUCUUCAUAGGAAAAAGCUGAUUUUAGCAGUGAAAGCUAUCAACACCAAGCAGGAGGAGAAGUCUGCACUACUGGACCACAUCUGGGUGACACGUUGGCUUGAUGAUAUUGGCUUACCCCAGUACAAAGACCAGUUUCACGAAUCCAGAGUCGACGGGCGAAUGCUGCAGUACCUGACUGUGAAUGAUCUACUUUUCCUAAAAGUCACCAGCCAACUACAUCAUCUCAGCAUCAAAUGUGCCAUUCACGUGCUGCAUGUCAACAAGUUCAACCCUCACUGCCUGCACCGGCGGCCAGCUAAUGAGAGUAAUCUUUCUCCUUCAGAAGUUGUGCAGUGGUCCAACCACAGGGUGAUGGAAUGGUUGCGGUCCGUGGACCUGGCGGAAUAUGCGCCCAACCUUCGUGGGAGUGGUGUCCACGGAGGUCUCAUUAUCCUGGAGCCGCGCUUCACUGGGGACACGCUGGCCAUGCUUCUCAAUAUCCCCCCACAAAAGACACUCCUCAGGCGUCACCUGACCACCAAAUUCAACGCCUUGAUUGGCCCUGAGGCUGAGCAGGAGAAGCGAGAGAAGAUGACUUUACCUGCUUACACGCCGCUGACCACCACAGCCAAAGUCCGGCCAAGGAAACUGGGAUUUUCACAUUUUGGAAACAUAAGAAAAAAGAAGUUCGAUGAAUCGACAGACUACAUUUGCCCAGUGGAGCCCAGCAACGGUGUCGGUGACAGUCACAGGGUCUGUAUUGGCUACCAGGGCCUCAGCCCCCUCGAUGCCCCUGAACUGGAUGGACUGGACCAGGUGACCCCUUCGGAAGGCACCCUGAUGCAGAUAGGGCUCCUCUCCCAAGACAUUCACCGCCUCACGACCAUGCUCAGCCAGGACCAGCUGCUGACCGACUCCCGCCUGGCCGCUCCCAGCUCUGAGGACUGGUGAUGACUGUCUUAUCGCUGGCAGCCCAGAGAGGCACGUGUGACGGCCUGAGUCCGCUUCGAUGGGGAGCUGACCCAUGGCCACCCGUGGAGCCCAGCUGGGCUGCAGGGCAUCUCCAACAUGGGUGCUGAUGGGACAAAGCGGGGCUGUGGAACAGAUGUCCAGGAGGUGGCCCACAUGUCUUCAACUGUGCGGUGCUCUUCGUUACAGCUUUUAUACCUUUUGUACUUUUAUACGUGGACUGCAGACCACUUUUGUGGGGAGGGCGAUGAGACGCCAGCACAGACCCAAUGACUCACGCCAUCCCUGGUGACAGCUGGGGGUUCUUACACCCAAGGGGAAGGGCCGUGAGUCAUAAAAGCUUUGCUGGAAAAAUAAUUCUGAAUGUUCCGAGCAGGGCGAAAUGGUAGGAAGCCCCCUCCUGGGCUGCUUCCAUACAGAAAUGCAUAUUCUAUUUCCUUUCCCAGGAAUCUGGCUGGAGUGACAGCAGGGAAGGAGUAACGGACUCCCUUCCUGCUGUCCUCAAGCCACCCUUGUCUGCAAUGGUGUCUCAGGGCUGCGGGGCCUCCCAGCACCUGAGCACAGGUGUCUUCGAAGCCUUUCCCUUCUCAGCCUCAGAGGCAACUGUCUGAUCAAACGGCAACCCCCUCUCCCAGCCACCCCGAGGAGGGCCCUCAGGCACCCAAAUCAGCGUUUCCACCGCAACACAUCUCAGGUAUGCCCCACCUCAGGGAGAGGGACCUGCACACAGACCCCACACAGUCCCCUCCCAACCAGCCUUCCCCCUUAGCGAUGGUCCUUCUUCCUCCCUGUGGUGGCCUCUGGCCUCAUCUCUAUCUAAUUUCCAUGGUGGGUCUCCUACUUGGUCCCUCACCCUUCCUUUCCAGUUAGUCCCCUCCAGGUGUUCUCCACCCCAUCCCCAGAGGGACCUUCCCAAAGCACUGUUUCAUCCUGUUCCCUGCUAAGAACUCAGUUCCACAACUACCACAGAUUAGCGUUCAAAAGCCUGAGCUGAAUCUUCGGCCUUCCACGCUCUAGCCUGUGCUCCUGCCUUUCCCUCCCCGUGGAAUGUGCUUUUCUCCUAGUCUCUGUCACAAAGCUGAAUCCUGCCUGCUGAGGUCCAGAACAGCCCCAGCCUCUUUCAGGAAGCCUUCGCUGGUGUUUGUUAGGGUUGGAGGUGUCUCUCUGUCCCACGGUGCUGACCUUGGGCCCGAGCACUUCCUGGCUCACCUUGAAGUAACGUGUCACCUUUCUCCCCUUCCACACCUAUCCUCAACACAACCUCACCGAGCACCGCUAUGGAUGGGUUCCCGUACAGACAGGAGUAAGACCCAGUCCUAGCCCUCUGAUGGCCCAGGAGAUCCAUGAUGCUAAGUUCAUCCGCUCAUUCCCUCACAUGUGCAGGUUGAGUACCUCCCAUUCUGGGCUAAGGAGCACUGGGGCUACAGGCAUGAAUGUCAAGGUCCUUGCCUGAGGGUGGGGAUGGUGCACUGUGGGAGUACAGAUCUGUUUCAGACAAGAGUGUGCUGAACGAUACAGAUGCUCCAAUAGGAGCGCCUACAGCCCCAAAGAGCAAACUGUCAUUUUUAAUGGAGGGCUGGGGACAAGGACUGAAAAGCCUCCAAGGAGAGGUGCUACUUGAAUUUUGAAAGAUGAAUCCGCUUCCUCAAGUAUGCCAGAGGGGAAAAGCACUCCAGGCAGAGGGACCUGAAACAACCCAGCACAUCCAAGGAAGUACCCGAGGUCAAUAUGAUGACAGCAGAAUUUCCUGACCUCUGCACUGCUGUCAUUUGGGGUUGGGUAAGUCAUUGUGCUCGGGGCUGUCCUUGGCCUCUUAGCAGCAUCCUUGGCCUCUCCCUCUACCCUCUAGGUGCCAAUAGCACCCCUCUAGUUGGGACAACCAAAAAUGUCUCCCCACAAAAUCACCUCUAGCUGAGAACCAGUGGGCCAGAGAAUGGGGUCAGAGUGGGAGGCCCAAGGAAGGAAGAAUCGGGUGAGGUCACCUGGAGCCAGAUCGAGAAAAAGGCUUUGUAAGCCAGGCUCCUGAAAUUUAUCUUGGGGACCCAGGGUGUCCGGAUACGGACUAGUGAAAGCAGUGAGAGGUUUAAAGCAGGGGACAGGCAUGGUUGUGAUUGGUGUUUAAGAAAAACAUCUGAGGGUAGGACCUUCGAUGUGCAGUGCCCAGCAUUGAUUGCAGUGCCCAGCCUUUCUCUGAGUAGGAAACUCAUUAGGAUGAGCUCAACAGGUGGACAGACGAAGGCUAAGCUGCCGCCUCCCCCCGUCCACCUGAGAGACGUCCUGUGUUAGGCCACCCCAUGGGCACUACACAGCUGUACUUCACAGAAUUCUCUCAAGCCAUGUUCCUUUCUCUCUCCUGUAUCCCUUUGCCCCACCCUCUGACGCACAUACACGUGUGUAAGAAAUCCUGUGACACCAGUUUUUGCAAAAAGGGAACACCUUGGGGUUAAACUCAGGUUUGAAGCCCAGCCCUGCCGCCUAAUGGCUGAAUGACCUGGGGAUAGUAAUUUCAUCUCUAAGCCUCAGUUUCCACAUCUGUAACUUGGAGAACAAAAUCCCCACAGAAUUUCUGGUUCAUUAUCAGAAUUAUAUAAAAUGAAGAGCGGGUGGGGAGAGCAGCCAAGAUGGCAGAGUAAAAAGACCCAGAGCUCACCUCCUCUCAGGAGCGCCCCAAAAUCACAACUAUCUGCAGAACAACCAUCAAUGAAAAAGACUGGAACCUACCAGAAAGGAUCUUCUACAGCUAAAGACAGAAAGAAGGAACCACAACAAAACAGAGAUUCUCCCACAGGAGCAAGAGCUCUGAGCCCAUCAGGCUACCAAGCCCGGGGGUCUAGCACUGGGAAGAUGAGCCCCACCAGAGCAAUUGUUUUUGAAGGCCAGUGGGGCUUAAUUGCAGGAGCCCCCUAGGACCAGGGGAAACAGAGACUCCACUCAAAGGGCACACAGCAAAAGUAAUUUGGGUCUCCUACAAGAGAAGAAAGAGUGCACAUGGAGGGCGCCUGAGCCCUCUGAUAGGUGUGACCUUAAAAACAACACUCUAGAAAGAGGGGUUGAAGAGAAAUUGGGAGUUGACACGACCCCCCCUUGGAUUCUCCUGGAGUUCUGCCCCAGUAUUUUUGACCAUUGUGACCCCCCCAAGGACACAAGAUGCCAAUUUACAUGUGGGGCAGGUCAAGGCCUUCUACCUGUCUAGCAGGUCCCCCACAGAGCCACACUCAAUGGCUAUCUGCUUUGCACUGAAUUUUAUGUCACCAAACUAUGGAAAAAGAUACUGAAAUGGAAUUCCUUCAAGCCUCUUCAAGCAAGGAGGCCUCAGAAGCUACUUUAGAGAGGAGGGAGUGCCAGUGUACACAAAGACGCAUUACGAGGGGCUUCUGAACACUUCCCAGUAUAACAUGGUGAAGCUGAGCUCACCGUGAAACAUGAACGGGACCAGGCAAAUUUGCUAAGAGCAAGGGAGGCAUUAGUAGGUGAAAAUCAUGUCCUUGGUGUAACCCAGUUUCUCUAAGUUAGCGUGCACGGCUCUCUGGAUCAGGGGUGGUGGGCCACACACCAGGAUGAACGAGAACCUCCCGGGAGGAGGGAGACGCCCCUUGAUCGUGUCCUCAGUAAUGAAGACUGACUGUACUUCCAGCCUGAGAUUAAGCAGAAAAAAGCUGUUGCGGGGGCCAGGUUGCGUCCCUGACCCCAGGCCCCCUGCCCGCCCUCCCUCAAGCCGGGAAGAGGAACACAAGGCUAUUCGCCAAGGCUUAGACAUCUGCACUACUGCUCUCCGCAGAAAGCUGGGAGUAGAGGACGUGGGGGGCCCAGAGAGCCCUUUUCAGUAUUUACCCCAGACCCCAGGCUCACUGCUGGGGCUCUGAGUCCCUGGCUGGUGUCUGCCUGCUGUAAGCACCGGCACGGGUGAACGCCACUGUGAGACAGAUGCACCGGGGUGCGGCGUGAAUCGAGGCCGUGAGCAGGAGCUGUGCCGGGCAGAGGGUGCUGUGGUUGUUUGAGGACUGGCUCGUUUGCGUGGCGCCCUCUGCUGGGCAGUGAGCUGUACAACGAGGCAGGCACAGCUCAGCGCUGAGUGAGAGAGGCAGCCUGUCAGCGUGAGGGCUCUGCGGGGUGCAGCGUGUGCGGUGGCGGCCGGGGCUCAGCUUAUGAGGACUGCUGUCCUAGGUGAGGUGCGGGGUGCAGGGUGAAAGGGUCAGUGGCCGUACAGGAGGCAGUGUGAGUGAUGGCUCUGUGGGAUGCCGUGUGGAGUGGGUGUUCAGGGUGGCCCGGGGCCUCAGGGUCCCCCCUGACGUUCAGAGUAGUGCGUGGAGUGCCGCUGAGAUAUCGGACACCUACCCUCUACCGCCCUUACAAGCAGGUCAUCCCAAAUCCUCUCUCCCUCAAAUUCCUGCAUUUCCCAAGUAGAGACAUAGUCCAAGGCCUCAGCCACCCAGCCCAGAACCAACCAACCCAGGGACUGGCCCCUGACUGGUUCAAGGGUUGGAGCUGACCCACGGUGGGGACAACGGGGACCUUACCAACAGGAGGCCUGUCCAGGGUGUACCACAGGUUGAACUGCUUUGGGUGAGUUCUAUCAACUUCUUCAAGCUCCUUUCUCACCAAGAUCUCCUCCUGUGUCUAGAAAAGAAGCAACAUGAGCCUCACCCCUCCAGGGCAUCCUGCUUGUUCCCCAGACUCAGUACACAGGUCAGCACAUUCCCGCCCAGCCACCCCACUCUAGCUGGAGUGCUCCCUGCAGACUCCGGGCCAAAGAGUUCUGCUGAGGCUCCGACACAACAAACGCCCUCUUGUGGAGGGAGGCGUUGGGUGACUGCCCUCCAGCUGGAAGGCUGUGUCUGAACACUGGGGGUCCCAGCCCAGUUCCUGCAUCCACUCUGAGCGCCAGGCAAGGCAAACCAGACUGGCCCAGGAUCUCCUGCAGGGAAUGCGAGCGGCUAAGGCAGUGAUAUAUGACACGAUAUAUAUAACCUAUGGCACUGGAGAGCUACAGCAGAGGAAGACGGAGGCUGUAGCCUCUGCUGGGGAAAGUGCACAAAGCCAAAAGAUCUGUUGCAGGCUCAGAGAUGCUGCACACAAGAGCUGGACCGUAAAACUCGUCAUGAUCCUUGUCCCAACAAUUCCACUUCUGCGAUUCUGUUUAACAAAAUAAUCUAAGCCUAGGCACAAUUAUUCAUCACUGUAUCAUUUAUAACUGUGAAAACUGAAAACAACCUGAAUGGAGGAGAAGAUUUAGUAAUGAUGGUGAGACUUGAUCUAGACUGAUGAAAAUAUUUAUAAAGAGUUUUAAUGAGAAGAAAAUGCCUGUGUGGUAAUGUUGAGUAAAAAAACUAAAAAUGAAAAACAAUAUAUAUAUAUAAUUGUGAAUAUAUAGCAUGUAUAGAGCAAACAUAAA
This is a messenger RNA of Lagenorhynchus albirostris (white-beaked dolphin), 8560 nucleotides long. It is a transcript of the gene PPFIBP2, whose product is annotated as PPFIA binding protein 2. Bases 190 to 3150 code for a protein of 986 amino acids. The transcript is spliced from 30 exons. Lineage: Eukaryota; Metazoa; Chordata; Mammalia; Artiodactyla; Delphinidae. Gene Ontology annotation, biological process: neuromuscular junction development. Gene Ontology annotation, cellular component: presynaptic active zone. Gene Ontology annotation, molecular function: protein binding. The record is from RefSeq and is a predicted model, not a curated record.